This is a messenger RNA of Petromyzon marinus (sea lamprey), 588 nucleotides long. Lineage: Eukaryota; Metazoa; Chordata; Hyperoartia; Petromyzontiformes; Petromyzontidae. The record is from RefSeq and is a predicted model, not a curated record.
AUGGACCUGGGUCUAUCCGAGGGCACCCUGGAGGCGAUCUGCGCGCGGGGAGAGAAGCCCCCAGCACCCGUGCUGCAGGUGCAGGGUUACCGGCUGCUCCAGGCGCAGAGCGGCAGUGAGAGAUACCGGCUCAUGCUGACGGACGGGGUCACCAAGAGCUCGUCCGUGAUGCUGGCCACGCAGCUGAACUCCCUGGUGACCGAUGGCCGCGUGAGCGCCGGCUGCGUGGUGCGGGUCGACUCGUACAGCAGCACGGAGCUACGUGACGGCAGGCGCCUCGUGCUCCUGCUGGCCCUGGAGGUUCUGCGCCCGGGGGAUGGGGGCGGAGGGGAGGCCUUUGGGACCCAGGGUGAGGCCACCGCCACGAAGGCCCGGGGCCUCUCGUUCCAUCUGUCCACCCACCAGUCUGUCCAUGCACCUGUACGCCCAUUCACAAAUUUGUCUAUCCAGCUACCUGUCUGUGCGUUUAUCUUUCCGUUCACCUGUCUCUCCAUCUGUCUGUCCGUCCGUCCUGUCAGCUGGCCAAACGGGGUUUAUCAUUUUAAAUGCCCUCUGUCACUUCUGUACUCUUGCUGACACGCACAUUGG